Messenger RNA from Acanthocheilonema viteae, 260 nucleotides. The record is from the annotation of a GenBank genome assembly. NCBI's taxonomy places the organism in Eukaryota, Metazoa, Nematoda, Chromadorea, Rhabditida, Onchocercidae.
AUGAUCAUCUAUGGGGCUGCUUCUGCGAUUGUUCGACUACCACGAACAACUUCAUCAGAGUUAUCUCCAGCUAUUUCAGUUUUGCAACUUUUCUGUUCAUCUCCGAAACCGGCGCUUCGAUUUGCUGCUGUGCGGAUUUUAAACAAGGUAUCAGUGAAACAUCCACAAGCAGUAACAUCAUGUAAUGUCGAUCUAGAACAAUUGAUAACAGAUCAGAAUCGUUCUAUAGCAACACUUGCAAUCACAACACUUCUCAAAAC